AUGGGUGAGUUUUUGCUCAUAGAGCGAUACCAAGAUGGUGGAAACCAGAGAACAGCCGGAACAGAGUGUGUCCGCCGCCCACCUCUCCGCCUGGCGGUGGAGUCUUUUUACUCUCGCGAGGAGAGUGGGGCCUGCUGUUUCGAGAUGAUACGACAAAGAUUAAGACCUUUCGAAAGGGGAGGACGAGUUUAUGAGGAGUACUCCCACGCUCUCCAACACGAGCUGAAAAACUCGAGCGCCUCCAAAACAUUCGCUGGGUCAGCAUCUGCUACUUCUACCGGAGACGAAUACUUGCCCGUGGACGUGGACAUGAACCUGCUUAAGAACUUGCUCGACUCGUACUCAUCGCAGCAGGACCACUCGUUACAACUUAAGACCACGCGUUCGGACGAGAAUGCUGCUCUUGCGGGAUCCGAGAAUUAUAUAUUUCAGUUACCAGAAAAUGUCGGGUAUUUGAGAAGCUCGAUCAUGUGUUUCCACGGUUCCAAAGUCGAGGAUCUAGAAAAGCAACUAGAUCACGAGGCAGUGAAGUCCCCAGAGCUACCAAAUGAAGCAGCAAACCAACAAACCGAGGGAGAUGGAGAAGCGGCCAAAGAGGACUGCGGGAGCGGCCUCCCCGUCGCUCACAGAGCUCCGUGGCUGCGGGCUCUCGUCCUUGGCGCCAACGAUGGCCUGGUCUCGAUAGCAUCGCUCCUUCUGGGCGUGAGUGCCGGGAACAGUAACGAGCGCAGCAUCAUCCUCUCGGGCAUCGCGGGCCUCAUCGCCGGCGCGUGCAGCAUGGCGGUGGGAGAGUUCGUGUCGGUGUCCUCGCAGCGCGACACCGAGGUGGCCGAGAUAGAGAGGGAGCGGCGGCAGCACGCCGCCGGGGGUGACGCGGCGGCACGGGAGCUAGAGGAGUUGGCCCAGAUAUACGUGACGCGCGGACUGACGCCUGAGCUGGCGAGAGAGGUGGCUGCGCAGCUAUCCCGCGACGGCCAGGACGUGGUUAAAGUCCAUGCGAGGGAGGAGCUGGGCAUCGACGUGGACGCGCUGGCGCGACCGUGGCAGGCGGCUGCGGUGUCGGCGGCGGCGUUUACCACCGGCGGCGCUGUGCCGCUGCUUGCCGCGGGGUUCGUGGAGGCGUACCGCUGGCGGCUGGCGGCUAUCGGGUUGUCGACAAGCAUGGGACUGGCGGCAUUUGGGGCAUGCGGGGCGAGGCUUGGGAAGGCGCCCAUCCUCGCCGCCUCGACGCGCGUCACGGUUGGCGGUUGGAUCGCAAUGCUUGCCACCUUUGGGAUUCUCUACUUGGUCUCUAGAAACCAUCAAAAGGGUGAUCUAGACUUUUCUUAA
Selaginella moellendorffii is the source of this 1329-nucleotide messenger RNA. RefSeq lists its product as uncharacterized. NCBI's taxonomy places the organism in Eukaryota, Viridiplantae, Streptophyta, Lycopodiopsida, Selaginellales, Selaginellaceae. Gene Ontology annotation, biological process: intracellular manganese ion homeostasis. The record is from RefSeq and is a predicted model, not a curated record. The transcript is spliced from 4 exons. Gene Ontology annotation, cellular component: membrane. The coding region runs from base 1 to 1329 and encodes 442 amino acids. Gene Ontology annotation, molecular function: iron ion transmembrane transporter activity; manganese ion transmembrane transporter activity.